AUGGGCCCAAACUCAUCCACCAUUGGAGGCUUUGUUCCUGGCUUGCCAAACGACCCUUAUCCUGCUUGGAACGCUGACAACGAAGCUCCUGUCAAAUUAGAAGACAUUGAAGACAUAUUCAUCGAUCUAACAAACAAAUUCGGCUUUCAAAGAGACUCAAUGAGAAACAUCUUUGAUCAUCUAAUGAACCUUCUAGACUCAAGAGCCUCAAGAAUGUCCCCAUCUCAAGCCCUACUAUCCCUCCACGCCGAUUACAUCGGUGGUGAAUCUGCAAACUACAAAAGAUGGUUUUUCGCUGCUCACCUAGAUCUAGAUGACCAAGUAGGUUUUGCCAACGUCAAUAUCUCAAAGGUAUCCUCAAAAAACAAAAAAAAAUCUAAAUCCGCUAAACUAUUAGCCAAAAAUAACCUCAAAUCCUCAAACGACGCCAACUUCAACCCUUCCUCUGCCUCCGAUAACGUCUCCUCUCAAUCAGCCAUUGACUCGACCCUAACACAACUACAAGAUGAUAACUCCCUACUCGCUGCAAACUUUCGCUGGAACAAUGAAAUGAAUCAGCUAUCCUUUCUAGAAAAAAUUAAACAAUUAGCACUAUAUCUCCUUUUGUGGGGCGAAGCAAAUCAAGUCAGAUUCACCCCAGAAUGCCUUUGCUUCAUCUACAAAUCCGCCUACGACUAUCUAAGAUCUCCUGCUUGCCAAAAUACAUCUCAACCUGUACCUGAAGGCGAUUACCUCAACAGAGUCAUCACCCCAAUCUACAAAUUUCUUAGAGACCAAAUCUAUGAAGUAGUAGACGGAAGAUUUGUUAAAAGAGAACACGACCACAACAAAGUCAUCGGUUACGACGACGUCAACCAAUUGUUUUGGUAUCCCGAAGGUAUUGCCAAAAUCAUCCUCAAAGACGGUACAAGAUUGAUCGAUAUACCCCAAGACCAAAGAUACUUGCGUUUAGGCGAUGCUGAUUGGUCCAACGUCUUUUUCAAAACUUAUAAAGAAGUUAGAACUUGGUUCCACAUGGUAACAAAUUUCAACCGUAUCUGGAUCAUUCAUGGCUCAAUCUACUGGAUGUAUUGCGCUUUCAACUCCCCAACUUUAUACACAAAAAACUACGUUCAAUUGGUCAACAAUGAACCAGUUCCAACUUUUAGAUGGGCUAGCACUGCGCUAGGUGGAACUGUCGCUUGUUUAAUCCAAAUUGCUGCCACCAUUUGCGAAUGGAUCUUUGUUCCUAGAAAUUGGGCCGGUGCUCAACAUCUUUCAAUAAGAUUUUUAUUCCUAUUGUUACUAACCGGCAUCAAUUUAGCUCCCUUUAUCUUCGUCGUCGUCUAUAACCCAAUCGAUACCUACUCAAAAAUUGCUCACAUCGUAUCUAUAAUUGAUUUCGCUAUCGCGGUUGCCACGAUUGUUUUUUUCUCAAUUAUGCCUCUUGGUGGCUUAUUCACCUCCUAUAUGAAUCGCUCCUCAAGAAGAUUUGUAGCUUCACAAACUUUUACUGCUAACUUUUACAGACUACAAGGCAAGGAUAUGUGGAUGUCUUUCACUCUAUGGUUUGUCGUCUUUUUAGCAAAAUUCGUCGAAUCCUACUUCUUUCUAAUCUUAUCUUUAAGAGAUCCAAUUCGAAAUUUGGCUACAAUGCAUAUGCGAUGUACUGGUGAAGUUUGGUGGGAAAAUAAAUUGUGUACUUAUCAAUCUCAAAUUGUCCUAGGAAUGAUGUAUUUCACAGAUUUUAUUCUAUUUUUCUUAGAUACUUAUAUGUGGUACAUUGUUUGUUCUUGUGUAUUCUCCGUUGGUCGUUCCUUCUAUUUAGGUAUCUCAAUUUUAACCCCUUGGAGAAAUAUUUUUUCAAGAUUACCAAAGAGAAUUUAUUCCAAAGUUUUAUCUACAACUGACAUGGAAAUCAAAUAUAAACCAAAAGUUCUUAUUUCUCAAAUUUGGAACGCCAUCGUUAUCUCAAUGUAUAGAGAACACUUGCUAGCUAUUGACCAUGUUCAAAGAUUAUUAUAUCACCAAGUUCCUUCCGAAAUUGAAGGUAAAAGAACUUUAAGAGCUCCCGCUUUUUUUAUUUCACAAGACAAAGAUAAUAUUGAAAACCAAUUCUAUCCAAAAGAUUCAGAAGCGGAAAGAAGAAUCACUUUUUUUGCUCAGUCUUUAGGAACUCCAAUGCCAGAACCCUUGCCAGUUGAAAAUAUGCCAACUUUUACUGUUUUUACUCCUCAUUAUUCUGAAAAAAUUUUACUAUCUUUAAGAGAAAUUAUUAGAGAAGAUGAUCAGUUUUCAAGAGUUACUUUAUUGGAAUAUUUAAAACAGUUACACCCCGUUGAAUGGGAUUGUUUUGUUAAAGACACUAAAAUCUUAUCUGAAGAAACCGCUUCUUAUGAGGAAAUUCCCAAGUCUGAAAAAGAGGAUAAUGAUACUCUAAAAACAAAAAUUGACGAUUUACCCUUCUAUUGUAUCGGUUUCAAAAGUGCUGCUCCCGAGUAUACUUUGAGAACUAGAAUCUGGGCUUCAUUAAGAGCACAAACUUUAUAUCGUACGGUCUCGGGUAUGAUGAAUUAUGCUAGAGCUAUCAAGUUACUUUAUAGAGUUGAAAAUCCUGAAAUCGUUCAAUUAUAUGGCGCUAAUACCGAAGGUCUUGAAAGAGAAUUGGAAAGAAUGGCUAGAAGAAAGUUCAAAUUUGUUGUAAGUAUGCAAAGAUUGGCAAAAUUUAAACCCGAUGAAGCUGAAAAUGCAGAGUUUUUGUUACGUGCUUACCCAGAUUUACAAAUUGCUUAUCUAGAUGAAGAACCACCACUUGAAGAAGGAAAAGAUCCAAGAAUUUAUUCCGCUAUUAUUGAUGGUCAUUGUGAAUUGAUGGAAAAUGGAAGACGUAGACCUAAAUUUAGAAUCCAACUUUCAGGAAACCCAAUUAUCGGUGACGGUAAGUCCGAUAAUCAAAAUCAUGCUCUCAUUUUUCAUCGUGGUGAAUAUAUCCAAUUAAUCGAUGCUAAUCAAGACAACUAUCUUGAAGAAUGUCUUAAAAUUAGAUCGGUUCUUGCUGAAUUUGAAGAAUUGUCUCCUGACCAAGUUAAUCCCUAUGCCCCUGAAUUGAAAUAUGAAGAUAAGAAAUUCCAUCCAGUUGCCAUUGUCGGUGCUAGAGAAUAUAUUUUCUCAGAAAACACCGGUAUUCUUGGUGAUGUUGCAGCUGGUAAAGAACAAACUUUCGGUACUCUUUUCCAUAGAGUUCUUGCUCAAAUUGGUGGUAAAUUACAUUACGGUCAUCCCGAUUUUCUUAAUUCUACAUUUAUGUGUACUCGAGGUGGUGUUUCCAAAGCUCAAAAGGGUUUGCAUCUUAAUGAAGAUAUCUAUGCUGGUAUGAAUGCCAUGUUGCGUGGUGGAAGGAUCAAGCAUUGUGAUUAUUUUCAAUGUGGUAAAGGUAGAGAUAUGGGUUUUGGAUCAAUUCUUAAUUUUACAACAAAGAUUGGUGCUGGUAUGGGUGAACAAAUGUUAUCCCGUGAAUAUUAUUAUCUUGGAACUCAAUUGCCGAUUGAUCGUUUCCUAUCAUUUUACUAUGCUCACCCUGGUUUUCAUGUUAAUAAUUUGUUUAUUCAACUUUCUUUGCAGUGCUUUAUGUUAACCUUAAUUAAUUUGAAUGCGUUGGCUCAUGAAUCAAUCAUUUGUAUAUAUGAUAAAAAUACUCCAGUAACUGAUCUACAAAUCCCUAGGGGUUGUUACAACUUAAUGCCUGCAAUUGAUUGGGUUAGACGUUACACACUCUCUAUUUUUAUUGUUUUCUGGAUUUCUUUUAUUCCUCUAUUUGUUCAAGAAUUGGUUGAAAAGGGCGUUUGGAAGACAAUUGUUAGAUUAUUGCAUCACUUUUGUUCUUUGUCUCCAAUGUUCGAGGUCUUUGUUGCUCAAAUCUAUGCUUCAUCAAUUUCCUCUGAUUUAACGGUUGGCGGUGCUCGUUAUAUUGCAACAGGUCGUGGUUUUGCUACUUCUCGUAUUCCAUUUUCUGUUUUAUAUUCCCGUUUUGCCCAAUCAUCAAUUUACAUGGGUGCAAGAUUGUUGUUUAUGUUGUUGGCAGCAAGUGCUGCCUAUUUUCAACCAGCUUUAUUAUGGUUCUGGGCUUCAUUGUUUUCACUUAUACUACCACCAUUUGUAUUCAAUCCUCAUCAAUUUUCCUGGAAAGAAUUUUUUAUAGAUUACCGUGAUUAUAUUAGGUGGCUAUCAAGAGGAAAUGGUAAAUGGCACAAAAAUUCAUGGGUGGGCUAUGUUAAGAUGUCUAGAUCCAGAAUUACUGGUUUCAAGCGUAAGGUUUUAGGUGAGCCAUCUGAAAAGGCUGCUGGUGAUGCUCCAAGAGCACAUCGUUCUAAUAUUUUAACUUCCGAUCUUGUUCCUACAUGUAUGUAUGCAGGAGGUGUUUUCAUUGCUUAUACAUUUAUUAAUGCUCAAACUGGUGUUAAUGGUGGAGAUGCUAGUCCAGUUAACUCUGCAUUACGUGUGAUUAUUUGUGCUUUUGCUCCUGUUGUUAUUAAUAUUAUUGUGUUGCUUGGAUGCUCAACAAUGGCCUGCUGUGCUAGUCCAUUAUUAGGUGCUUGUUGCACAAGAACCGGACCAGUAAUGGCAUGUAUUGUUCAUGGAAUAUCUGUUAUUAUUCAUUUUAUUUUUUUUGUUAUUAUGUGGAUAUUGCAAGGUUUUAGUUUUGCUAAAAUGACUCUUGGAAUUAUAUGCAUGAUCUAUUUUCAAAGAGUUCUUUUUAAAUUUAUGACAAUAGCAUUUUUAACUAGGGAGUUUAAACAUGACCACUCCAAUUCUGCAUUUUGGACAGGUAAAUGGCAUGGUGCUGCUAAUACUCAACCAUUUCGUGAAUUUUGUGCUAAGAUAAUUGAGCAAUCUGAAUUUGCAGCUGAUUUUAUUCUUGGGCAUAUGAUUUUGUUUGUUCAGUUACCUAUCCUAUUGGUACCUUUUGCAGAUAGAUGGCACUCAAUGAUGUUAUUUUGGUUAAAACCAAGCAAACAAAUUAGACCACCUAUUUAUUCGUUGAAACAAGCCAAAUUACGAAAACGGAUAGUUAGAAGAUACUCUUUGCUUUACUUUUUAAUAUUAGCAGUGUUUGCUAUAUUGAUUGUGGCUCCAAGUGUCGCUUCUACAAAGGUUAGUGACAAUUUUGGUCAAGAUUUAAGUGGCGAACUUAAGGCAUUAAUUCAACCAAGAAAACAAGAAAAUAAUGAUACUGGUGCAUCAGCUCCGAGAUCUUUUUUUACAACAACUCCAUCUAUGUCUACAUGGUCCACAAUUGCAUGA
Molecule: messenger RNA, 5280 nt
Organism: Ascoidea rubescens DSM 1968
Lineage: Eukaryota; Fungi; Ascomycota; Saccharomycetes; Ascoideales; Ascoideaceae
Product: 1,3-beta-glucan synthase
Exons: 1
Coding region: 1-5280 (1759 amino acids)
Biological process (GO): (1->3)-beta-D-glucan biosynthetic process; fungal-type cell wall polysaccharide biosynthetic process
Cellular component (GO): 1,3-beta-D-glucan synthase complex; plasma membrane
Molecular function (GO): 1,3-beta-D-glucan synthase activity
Source: RefSeq, a predicted model, not a curated record